AUGUCCCCUCCAACACUCGCAGUCGUCGCCGCAGGCGCAAUGGGCGCCGCGGUCGCGCGAAGGCUCACGACCGCAGGCUGCACGGUGCUCACCAACCUCGAAGGGCGCUCGCAGGCCACCCGCGAACGCGCGGCCUCAGCAGGCAUGCUCGACGUCCCCAUGCCAGAACUCGCCGCGCGUUCGCAGUGGGUCCUCAGCAUCCUCCCGCCGAGCGACGCGCUCGCGUUCGCGGCGCGCUACAAGGACGUCGCACCCGCGCAGUCGAAGUUUCGACUGGCCUUCGCGGACUGCAACGCGGUGAGCCCGGAGACGGUGAAGAAGAUCGCGGCACUGUUUGAUGGGAGUGGGAUUGGCUUUGUCGACGCUGGGAUCAUCGGCGGGCCGCCGAAGGAGGGGUACGACCCUGUGUUCUAUGCGUCGGCCGCCCCGGAGGAUAGCACCCUGCUUGACGAGUUUGCUGGAUUAUCCCAGUAUGGUCUGAAGGUCUCCCCGCUGAGAGGUGAGGGAGCUGGUGUGGGUGAUGCGAGCGCGCUGAAGAUGUCCUACGCGGGCAUCUCCAAGGGCAUCAUAGGCCUCACCACAACCAUGAUUCUCGCUGCACAUGCGUCGUCGCCCGCGACCGCCCAAGCGCUGGUCCACGAGCUGCACUCGUCACAGCCACAAGUCCUGCAGCGGAUCACGACCAGUGUUCCCGCGAUGCUCCCAAAAGCGUACCGCUGGGUCGGCGAGAUGGAGGAGAUCUCCUCCUUCGUCGGUGACGGCGAAGGUCAGAUUCACCAAGGCCUCGCGCGACUGUACGAGCGAGUCGAGCGCUCGUUGAAAGAGGAGAAGGAGGGCGGGCCAGCGGAAGAUGUCAAAGUCCUGAGGAGCUUCGUGGACGAUGCGAAAGCGGUCAUUGGUGGACAGAAGUGA
Fomitopsis serialis is the source of this 912-nucleotide messenger RNA. RefSeq names its product 6-phosphogluconate dehydrogenase. The transcript has 3 exons. Gene Ontology annotation, molecular function: NADP binding; oxidoreductase activity, acting on the CH-OH group of donors, NAD or NADP as acceptor. NCBI's taxonomy places the organism in Eukaryota, Fungi, Basidiomycota, Agaricomycetes, Polyporales, Fomitopsidaceae. The record is from RefSeq and is a predicted model, not a curated record. The coding region runs from base 1 to 912 and encodes 303 amino acids.